UCAAAUCCGUUGGCGCGCUCAUUCCUCCGCACAACCUCGCGCAACAAGGAUAUAGUGUUGCCGGCCAGCGAGCGCAUUUUUUCGAACGCUGUAAAGUUGCGAGAUCUGUGUUUGUGUCGUUGGUGCUUUUGUUCUUUCUGAUGUUCGAUUAUCGGAAAAAGGUGCCAGGAUGGAUUAAGUGGUGGCGGGUUUUGUCUCGUUGUGACUGCGAUCAGCCCUCCGGAUGAGGGUUUAAAGUGCGCGUGGUGUGUAUUGGAUUUUUUCUCUUAUCUUCGCUCGACAACGAACUUUUAACGAAUCAUGGAAGUUGCAAAGACGGUUUUCCUGCUCCUCGUAGGCUUCCAAAUAACCUUGACGGACGAAAUUAGGGACACCAGGGAAGGCCAAGACGUCACGCUGGAAUGCCGAUUUUCACCCCACAAUUCCAGGGAGACCCUGACGUAUUAUUGGGCGAAAAACAACAAGCAGACGCACGAUAAUGUGGCCAUAGGAAACGUUCCUCUGGAUAACAACUACAAAUUGAAUUUUCAUCCAGAGAAGGGCAUCUACGAUCUCCUAAUUUCCAACGCCAGUUACGACAGGGACAACGGUAAAUUCGAAUGCAAAGUUAAAGCCGGCGGUUCCGGGGCGAAUUUGCAUGUACAGAGAUACACCCUUACUGUGUUAACGGCCCCUCAAGAACCAGCCAUUGCCCCCGGAUCCCACGUUACCGUCACUGAAGGAAAGCGCCAGGAGCUGACCUGCAGCAGUGUGGGGGGCUCGCCCGACCCCCAAGUCAGAUGGUACAGGGAAGGCUCCACGUACCCGCUGGAAGCCGCCCUCAAGAACGGGGGGUCGCGCGACCAGCCCACGACCGCCACCCUCUCCAUCGUCCCUUCCAAGGAGGACGACGAGGCCGUGUUCCGGUGCGAGGUCUGGAACAGGGCCUUGCCGGAGAAGAGGAAACUGGUCUCGACCGUGUCUCUCAGCGUCAACUAUUUCCCUCGCGUAGAAGUCGGUCCAGAGAACCCCCUGAGAGUGGAGCGCGACUCUCAAGCCACCUUACAAUGCUCAGUUGACGCCAAGCCGAAAGUUUCCAACAUCCGCUGGACGCGCAACGGCCGCUUCAUCAGCAGCAACAACAACCACGUGAUCCACCGAGUGAGCAUCCAGGACGCUGGCAAGUACUCCUGCAGCGCCGAGAACGGCCUCGGCAAGGUGGGCGAGAAGGAGAUCGUCCUGGACGUGCUCUACGCCCCGAUCGUCAUCCUCGAGGCCAAGACGAAGGAGGCCGAGGAGGGCGAGUCCGUCUACAUCAAAUGCAACGUCACCGCCAACCCCACGCCCAGCGUCAUCGAGUGGGUCAAAGACGGCAAGCCGGACUUCCGGCAAUCCGGCGACACGCUCCGGCUGAGCCACGUGACGGCGGAAAACUCCGGGACGUACAUCUGCCGUGCCGUCAACAUGAUCAGCCCCAGCUCGCCGCCCGUCCGCCGGAGCGAGAAGAUCGGCAACGCGUCCAUCGCGCUGCUGAUCCGGCACCGGCCCGGAAAGGCCCGGAUCAUGCCGGACCGGCCCGUGGCCACCGAGGGCUCGCCGGUGACGCUGACCUGCACGGCGACGCCCCCCGGCUGGCCCGCGCCCCAGUACCGCUGGUUCCGCAUCGGCAGCGACGGGCAGCCCACCAUCCUCGCCACCGGCACGAAGUACACCAUCCCCAGCGCCAAUCUGGGCACGGAGGGGGUGUAUAAUUGCCAGGCUACCAACGAAUUAGGCCCCGGCGAGAUGGCGUCAGUCAAUUUGGAAGUCCAUCAGCCCCCCAGCUUCAAGUAUCAAUUAAAACCUUUGGAGACUAAACGUGUCGGUGAUCCCAAUUUCUCCAUGACCUGCAGCGCGAAAGGUAAACCGAAGCCGAUGGUUAAGUGGCUGAAAGACAACGACGAACUGACUGCCGACGUGAAUAUGUAUGAAGUCAAGACGGAGUAUUCCGAGGGCCACAACGGCGCCGUCAAUGUACAGAGCGUCUUGAGAUUCAACGGAAAGGCCAGGCCGAACGGGAACGAAUUGUUGCCGAAUGAUCGAGGGAUUUACACUUGCUCCUUCGAGAAUGAGGUCAAAAAGUCCGAGUCCAGCAUGCAUCUCAAGAUUGAACAUGAACCGAUCGUCUUACAUCAGUACAACAAAGUCGCCUAUGACAUUUCUGAAACUGCCGAAGUUGUGUGCAAAGUCCUCGCGUAUCCGAAGCCGGAAUUCAAAUGGUUUUAUGGUUCACAUCCUACACCUCUUCAAUCAUCUUCGGAAGGCCAUUACGUGAUCCACACCAGCGCCGACGAGGACACUUUUACAAGCGUUCUGCGUAUCUCAGACAUCAAAAAAUCCGAUUACGGCGAUUACAAUUGCCAAAUCGUGAACAAUUUAGGGAAAAUCGAUACGAAAAUUCGGCUCCAACCCAAAGGCCCGCCGGAAAAGCCCACCAAAUUAGUCGCUUUGUACACCGGCCCCAACUUCGUGACGCUCGGCUGGGAGCCCGGCUUCAACGGCGGCAUCGCCAAUACCAAAUAUUUCGUCUCCUACAAAAAGGUUCCCGGCGACGAGGACGUGUCGAUCGAGGGCUGCGGCACCGUCAGCAAAUCCAGCGAUUGGUCGGAGGUCGACUGCCAGCAGAACGUCCCCUGCAACGUCUCGCAUUUGGACCAGCACCAGAGCUAUCUGUUCAAGGUCAAGGCGCUGAACACCAAAGGCAACAGCGAGCACUCGCACGAGGUUAAGCUAACGACGAGAGUCGACCGGAUCCCGCUGCCCCAGAGGGUGGCCUACGACCCGGCCUCGCACACCGUCUCCAUCAACGUCCCCAUGACCUGCCUGCCGCUGGUGGCCGUCAUCGAGACCAUCAGCACCGACAACCACCCCAUGCCCAUCUGGCAGGUGGUGGAGACGCUCCCCUUGCAGGUCUCCGGGGUCUCCCCCACGUACAAGGAGGCCAACUUGGACCAGAUGGGCCGGGGGUACAAGGGGGUGGGACGCUCGCUUGUCGACGAGCCGAUCGGCGUUAAUGACAACUACACACCCCGAGUGAGGGUUAAAUUGUGUCUAAGGAGCCGGCAGGAGCACUGCGGGGACUUCGUCGAGGCCGAACUCGGAUCGUCGUACAUCCGCGAAGCGUCUGCUCUCGCGACCCCGACCCUAAUCGCCAUCGUCGUCUCCUGCAUCGUGUUCGUGCUGUUCGUCGGCCUCCUCCUGAUCUUCUGCCGCUGCAAGCGCAACCAGUCGAAGAAAUCGCAAGCCAAGGACUACGAGAUGGACUCGGUGCGGCCCACGAUCAUCCCGCAGCAGAACCAAGCGCCCCCGCCUUACUACCCCUCGACCGGGAUGGAGAACAAGGCGCUUGAGCACUCCCUGGACCUGGCUUUGGCGAUGGAGGACCAGAAGAACGUCUACGCCACGCAGAACGGCUACGGCUACCACGUGGCCAACCCCGACAUCCAGGGGCGGCAGAACAUGACCAACAACGACUGGGCCAAUAUGGGCUAUUUGGAAAACAGUUAUUCAAAUUCGAAUAACGGCGGCAGCGUUAAUUCCCAGGACUCGUUGUGGCAGAUGAAAAUGGCCGCAGCUUCGACCAACUCGACCAACCAGCUCCAGCCUCAUCAUAUCAAUGUUGAUAGGCAGAAUUCCUACGGAUAUGAUCCCAUAACCCAUGGAGGUUACGGGGCAGUUGAUGACUAUGCUCCCUAUCCGCACAUAACGACGCAAAGUAAUCACGGGGAUGACUAUAUGAGAAAUAGCAACAAUCCGUCCAGGCAAGACUAUUGCAGUGAUCCCUAUGCCGCCGUGCACAAGCCCAAGAAGAGGAUCGACCAACAUAUUGACUCCCCAUAUCAUGAUGUCAGCGGCCUUCCAGAUCCAUACUUGGAGCAGAUGGAGGACGAGAAGCCGCCCCAACACAUGUCACUAAGUUAUGAGGAAAGUUUAGAAAGUGGAUAUUCCACUCCGAAUUCGCGAACAAGAAGAGUAAUCCGAGAGAUAAUUGUCUAAGUGUUAUUUUUGAUCGAUUUUUGAAAAGGACUUAGUUUCCCGUGAUCGUGCAAAUUGUUUUCUUAAUUUUCGAAAUUAUCUUCUUGAGUACCUGAAGCCACGUUAUUAUUUUUCACUUUAGUGUUUUAAUGUUUGUGUGUGUAUGUGGACUGUUUUAACUGCCAUUUUGUGUCACAAAUUUUGCCAUUCGAAAGCCAAAUGUGGACUAACAAACUUUUUAAAAGACGAAUUUUUCAAAGAAUGUGAUUAUGAUUGCAAUAAGUAUUUGUUGUGUAAUGUUAUUGUAUUGUUUUUGAUAUUGUGAGUAUUACACAUUUUAUUGCUUUUCGCAUACUGUGCCUUAAAGACUGGUAAAUAAGCGCAUUUGCCACUUUUUAAAGUGCGUGAUAUUUUUUUAUCGCUGAGCUUUAUUUUGUAGAAGGAAAUGUGCCAAAGGAAAGUGAUACAAUGUGUAAUAUGGUUUUAUUUUUGUGUUGUCGUGUUGCAAUUUUACUUAUGUAGGAACUCCUAUUUUCAAAAUUCUCAAG
Messenger RNA from Tribolium castaneum (red flour beetle), 4541 nucleotides. RefSeq names its product echinoid (gene ed). Gene Ontology annotation, biological process: cell-cell adhesion. NCBI's taxonomy places the organism in Eukaryota, Metazoa, Arthropoda, Insecta, Coleoptera, Tenebrionidae. Gene Ontology annotation, molecular function: cell adhesion molecule binding. Bases 301 to 4014 code for a protein of 1237 amino acids. Gene Ontology annotation, cellular component: cell-cell junction; plasma membrane. The record is from RefSeq and is a predicted model, not a curated record. The transcript is spliced from 9 exons.